CUUUCCUAUACACCGUUGAGGGCCGUGCACAAUGCCUGCACGCUACGCUCCUCUACCGAACCCUCGCUCUCUUCCAGAUCGGGAGCAAGAGCUCGAAGCCGCCUUCGAGUCGGACGGUGAAGACGACCAACUAGAGUCGACCCCGCUCACCCGCAACCACACCGAGCAAAGCCGUUCGCAGCCCGCUCCGGGCACGUACGACUUCGAGAGGGACUACGACUACGACCGCCCGCCGCCAGGUUCGCCGCCGCGCCCGGCCGACACGGCGCUCCCCAACGCGAUCGGCAACUCCAACGGGCUCGUGCCUGACGACAACGCCGUAGCGCGGCCCCGGCCGCCCCGCCCGUCGUUCUUCCGCAAGGCCGUCGGUGCGCUGCUGCCGACGCACUACGCGCGGGUGCCCGCGAGCGAGGAGGAGGCGGGCAGGUCGGGGCGGGUGAUAGGGGGCGGUGUCCAGAACGACGGCGUGUUCGCGAACGUGACGGCGAAGCCCGGCCGCCAGGUCCCGGUGACCAACGAGCAAGGGGACGUUCAUAUGGUGCCGGAGGAGGCGCAGAGGGAUGCACCUCCCUCUUACGCGUCUGCCCAAGCUGAUGCCGUGCCUCCGUACUGGGAGACGACGGUCCUGGCCCCUGGAUCGGGCUUCGGAGGCGAGAUGAUUGUCGAGGAUCUGCCCGUGGGCUCGUUGGCGACGUUCGUUGUCAACUGCUUCAUCUCGUUCUUCUUCCAAUUCGUCGGCUUUGUGAUGACGUAUCUCCUGCACACUAGCCAUGCCGCAAAGUUCGGUUCUCGUGCAGGCUUGGGCUUGACGAUGAUCCAGUUCGGCUUCUACUCGCGCAACCAGCAGAUGCCAGUGAUGGAGGACGACACCCAGACGACCUUCAUAGGCAUGGGCACGUCCAUCAACGGCACCUGGCCCCCCGACGGCUCCGACGUGCAGCUUCCCGACGCGACGCCCGAGCAGUGGAAGCAACACUGGAUCAGCACCCGUGAAUGGCUCUCCUUCCUGCUCAUGACCGUCGGCUGGUUCCUGCUCCUGACGUCUCUUGUCGGUUUCUGGCGCGUCAAGCGCUGGGAGCUGUCCCUCGCCUCUACGCGACAGCCCGUCGUUAGCACCCAGGUCACCCCUGAAGACGAGCAAAGAAUGCGGAACAACUUCCGGACCGCCUUCGCCGUUCACUUCGGAGACGAAGUGUCGGAGGAACAACAGGGCGACGACAUGCCCGACGAAAGCGAUAUGUCCCCCGAGGCGCGCUUGGCGCGAAACCUGAGGGCGGCAGGAUUCAUAUAGACCUAUUUGUUACCUCAACAACGAGUCACUGCGAUCAGAACUUGUCGUAGGUCUCAGAAACCGGACAUUCUCUCGCGAUAUAAACCUCUUUGUAACAUAGUAUUUGUCGUCUCACCGUCGGUCUUUUCUGGAUGUUGUCAUCUUGGGUCGCUCCAUUGAUAUUCGUAGACUUGCUGCCAGGGAGUCGUACACGCUCAUGUUCGUAGCAGAUAGUAAAGCGAUUGGUAAUAUCCAAC
Molecule: messenger RNA, 1527 nt
Organism: Punctularia strigosozonata HHB-11173 SS5
Lineage: Eukaryota; Fungi; Basidiomycota; Agaricomycetes; Corticiales; Punctulariaceae
Exons: 5
Coding region: 32-1291 (419 amino acids)
Biological process (GO): ubiquitin-dependent protein catabolic process; metal ion transport; vacuolar transport
Cellular component (GO): Golgi apparatus; perinuclear region of cytoplasm; endoplasmic reticulum
Source: RefSeq, a predicted model, not a curated record